Lutzomyia longipalpis is the source of this 3589-nucleotide messenger RNA. RefSeq lists its product as uncharacterized. The transcript has 3 exons. NCBI's taxonomy places the organism in Eukaryota, Metazoa, Arthropoda, Insecta, Diptera, Psychodidae. Bases 1138 to 2259 code for a protein of 373 amino acids. The record is from RefSeq and is a predicted model, not a curated record.
UGAACCGAGGAUACCACCUUGUAAGGGUGGAAAAUUUCUCUUGUGCUCCUUUUUCCUCCCUUUUUAUCGUUUUUAAACCAAAUCGUGCCACUUGACGCGUGUGGAAAACUUUUCGCAAAGCUCUGUGUAAGAGGAGGAAAACCCGCGUGAUAAAUUCCACGGUGAAGAAAAACAUUUUAAUGGAAUAUUUUUUAAGGAAAUUCGUAAAGUUCUUGAUGAAAGAAAAUUAGUUGUUGAUGCAAGAUUUUUCUUUAAAAGGAAAAAAAAGAAGAAAUCUUCGUCAACACUGUUAAGUGCACAGUGCAUUGGUUGAUGGGGAAGAAGAAAAACUAAAAGUGAUGGAAAAAAUGUGAAAUCAAUUUUCAAUUUAAACCCUCCCACCACUCAACUAUACAUACAUAGUCAUUUGUGUGGUGAAUAAAAUAACAUAAAGUGCAAUUACGGUAUUCAUCCUUUUUUCGUUUUUCUCCCGUGUAUACCCCCCAAAACAUCAACCACAGCUGAACCACCACCACCAACCACACCGACUUCCCCCAUACCGCAAUCUUUAUACCAAACGUCUUUUGCUACCUCUAACCACGUUCAACAAUAAACUCCUAUGGUGGAAAAACUGUGUGUGAGAGUGGAAAAGAAAAGCUGAAACAUUUUGUAGUUUUCGUGUAGGCAAAAAAAAAAUAAAUAAAACAGAGAAGAAGGAGAAAGUUGUGGAACGAGGAAAAGAUUUACAAGGAUUCCUAGCACACGAAGAUCCCUUUUGGCUUUUAUAUUUCAAGUCGUCUUGUUUUGCAUCCCAAACCCUCAUCAACUCAUUCAUAUUUUCCCUCUGCAUUGUAUUGUUUUCAUUUUCCACUGCUGCUGAAGAAUACAGAAUAGAAGACUUACACACCGGUGUGUGCUCCAGAAAGGGAAAUCCAUUUUCUUCGCGCGCGCACACACAUCGAACUUUUACCAAUGCUACGAGUCCAUUUGGCAAAUUAACAAGAAGGCAGAAAAGCUCUAACUGUAGUGAGGAAAAGAGGAUUGUGAAUUGCCAACACUCCCUCUUGGCAAUUUGCUAUAAAACCAUCCACCCACAUUUUCCAACAAUUUUUCCUUCACCAAUAAACCAAUCCGUCGUGUUCGUGUGGUGCGGGAGUGAUGUCAAUGAAACGCCUAGCUGUGAUUGCAGCAGUAAGUUCCCACAAUAGCCUCAGCAACAAUUCCAUAUCAUACUACAGUGUGGAGAAGGGUGGCCACCAGGGGCUGCAGACAAUGCGUCCGGGCGCCAAUUUGCACGGGAAUGUCAAUGUACUUCUUGGCGGAGCUAUGCUGUCAGUUGUGAUAACUGUGGUAUGUUUUGUAUGCUACUGCUGCCAUCGCACCAUUAAGAAGCGAUCUACAUCAACAUAUCGUCAACGAUGGCUCGAGACUGACACAAAUAUGGAAAUUUAUAGCGUCGAACAGUGCUAUGACACAUCCGGCAUUUAUGUGGACACCCCAGAGGGUGUGACAGUACCCGGGCAUGGUCCUCCACCAUCGUACGACCAAGUGGUAGCACUCGACGAGAUGGCAGCUCGUCAUCCGGGUGCCUUCAAGACAACCCGGCCCGCAAUGAGACACAGUCAGAGCCAUCCGGGACACUUCUGUCCAUUCAUGCUCCUCGAAGCGGAAACCACAAAGUGCCCAGAGUAUGCCCAACUCAAGUGCGACGACUCAUCCGGAGGUGAUGGUGGUGGUCAGGAGGAGGCUGCUGCUGCGGGAAAUUCAACGCUCCUCACACCCCCAGACGCGGCAAAAGUUGAAGAACAAAUUCUCUCACCGAGGCACAUUGUCACUGGCAAAUUGACCCUAUCGCCCUGUCAGUGCCAACAGAUGGACAAUAUGAAUCCCAUUGGGGAGACAAUGGACUGGAGCUGUAGUGCAACCCCCGAAGAUGAAGACGACCACCCAGAUGUCCACUUCAUUGCACCAACUGAGACAAAUGGGAACACCAUUUACCAGGACACUGAGAUACAGCAGUGCAGCUGUACGAGGAACAAUAAUUGUCUACCGUCCACAUCAUCGUCCAUCGCAUCAGCACACGGAUGCUGCUGCAGCAACAACAACAACAUCCAAGGGGUGCCCAAUGAUGGGGAUCCAAACCAAAAUCCCGGACCAAUUGAUUUUGAGACUCUCAAUGAGAAUGGACUCGUUCGCAUUGACAUCAGCCAGAUAAUCGAUAAGACAGGAUUGCCUACGUACGAGGCAGCCAUAAGAUUGGAAUCAAGUGGAUAUGUCUAGUGCUAAGAUGCUGGCAGUGUGGCAUCACCCCAGGGGAGAGAUUUUCCUCCACCCACCACACCACUAACUACACAUGAUUCCCACCACACCAAAUGGCAGUUCUAUCGACGACAAUUCGAACAUUUUGAGAACGAGGGGACCCAUAUACAUUUAAAUUUAACAAUAAAUAAUAGAAAAUGUUCUACAUGGCAUGUCCUUCGUACUACAUAGUUGGAGAACCGCAUAUGUGUGAAAUGUCCCCGAAGCAGUGAAUCUCAAAUCACUGUCACACAAGUUAAAAGACAUCCUCAUACAAGGCAGCCAAGCAGCAUUAUAAUGCGAAUGUGAGAAGCCAAUACCCGGCAUACGGAGAGAAAAUUGGUUGAUAAUGAGACAUGAAAAUGGCAUGAAGAAAUGGAAUGUGUUGCAAUUGAGAUACUUUUCCGAGAGAGCACUUUGCCCACCCAUCUCGCACCCACAAUCACCCGAAAAAAUCCCAUUCAAUUUGGCAACCAAAAAAUAAACGGAACGACAAAAGAUGAGAGACACUACCACCACCCCCAGGAACACGCAUUGAUCAAUUUGGCGGAUAGAAAGCGCAAAAAUCCCCGCGAAAACACAACGUUUUAUGUUUGCUUCUAUCGAAAUGCAUAUCAAAGUGGAUUUCAUACGUUAGAAGAAGAGACAUUGCAGGGACAUUUCGUAUAGAGUUCAUAUAGCAAAAAAAACCUCCUAAAAUCCCAACAAUAUUUCUCACAGCGAAUAACAUUAGUCAAACGUUUAGUUUUUGAUAAAAUAUUGGUAUUGAAUUUAACAGAAAAAAAUGUAAAACUUUGCAGAGAAAUAUUUUUAGUUCUGCCACAUAAAAUCUAUGCCGUUUUGAAUUGAAAUAUUUGCAAAUAUAUUUUAUGUUUGACAUUUAUUCAACAAUUUUGACUUUUUCAAAUGUCCCUUAAAUGGAGUAUUAUUUGCUGAUAUAUAUGUUGAAUAUAAGAGGCGUUUAUUUAACCCUUUCAUGCCCUCAACAAGUAUUUCGAUUCAUUUUCAAGUCUUUCAAGUAGUUUUCUAAAUGAAUUGUAAAUUAAAAAGAAGAAGAAUCUGUGUUCUUUAGAAGAGCUCCAAUUGGCUGAUCAUCACGAACAAAGCUUUCUCAUUGGCUACUUCACCUCUUCUACGUCACAACCUGGUGGUGAUUCGAUGCAUUUAAAUUUUGAACAAAUUAUUUAAUUUUUCAAUCGCAAAUAGUAAGAAAAUCGCAAUUUUUGCUAUAGAACUCACGAAUGACCCUGCAUUAGUGAUAGUUGAACCCUCUAGAAAUGUAAAAAAAAAAUAAACCAUUUUGUGUAUAAAA